Molecule: messenger RNA, 273 nt
Organism: Laetiporus sulphureus 93-53
Lineage: Eukaryota; Fungi; Basidiomycota; Agaricomycetes; Polyporales; Laetiporaceae
Exons: 2
Source: RefSeq, a predicted model, not a curated record
UUGGCCCACCAGUUCUUGUAUUCGUCACAGUCCAUACGCAAAGUCAGUGAGGUCCGGUCUGUUAUUUUGUUGCCUGAAGAUUGUGAGUCGUUCUCUUUCAGCUUUGUCGAGCAUCCGGCGGUCAUUGAUGAAGCUACGCACAAGCUGAACGUCGGCGGCCUGAGUGAUCCGCGGAUGGGGACCACAUAUCGGAGAGAGGAUUCAAGUGCCAGGCCUGUGCGGAAUGCAUGCCGGAGUGUCUUGAACGCGGUGCGUCAUACCUAUCUUCCAUGA